GCAUAAUUCAUUUAGAGAAGGAGGAGAAACAGAAUAAAAGUAAGUGAAUACAUACUAAAGGUUUGAGACAUGUUGGAACAUUCUGUGGGAACAAAAGGCGAAACUUUCUAAGGAUGUGGAAGUCACUGUUGUUUGUCAUCGUUCUCUCAGGACCAUCUGCUGUGUCCAAAAGCAUCCGCAAAGAGUACCACUACGUGAGCAUGUCAAAGACCUGGGCUGAUGCUCAGAGUUACUGCAGAAAGAUGUUCACUGACCUGGCCACCGUAGAAAACCAAGACGACAACAGCAAGCUCCUAGGUGUAAUCCAGAGCCAUGAAAAAUUUGCAUGGAUAGGGCUUUAUGAUGACCUGAAUAUAUGGAAGUGGUCGCUGGGAGAUCUAAACUUCAACACCAGAGAAGAUUAUGAAAACUGGAAUCUAUGGGAGCCUGACAACAAGAAUGGCAUGGAGAACUGCACCGUAGUUUCAGGGAGCGGGCGUUGGUUUGAUGUCCCAUGCAUGUCUGAAUAUCCCUCAGUCUGCUUUAAUAAACAAGGUCUACCCAGGUACAUUUUAGUGGAGACUAAGCAGACUUGGAACCAGGCAAGGCAAUACUGUAGGUCUAAUUACACAGACCUCGCCAGUGUGAUGAACAGCUUUGACAAUUAUAUGAUCGACCUACUGCUGUCAGAGAACUCCUGGAUCGGUCUCCACAGAGACAAAUGGGCUUCCUGGUCUGAUGGGAAGCCCACCACCUUCACUAACUGGAACGAGAGCCAGCCUGACAACAGUGGGAAAUCUGCGUCAUCGUGUGCUGUGGUCAACACAACCACGGGAACGUGGUGGGAUGUUAACUGUUGGGAUUACCACUAUUUUAUCUGCCAAAAAGUACAUCCCAUACCUGAGCGCAAAACGUCAUUCAAGUUAAAGUUCCAGUCUGAGGCCGACCUGAAAGACCCUGCUGUUCAGCAGCAGAUUUUAGAGCAGCUGCAUGCUAACCUGGAGAAACAUGGAUUACCAGACUUUAAACUCCGCUGGAUUCAGACUGAUGAGCAGGCUUUUCAUAAGGAGCAAAAGAGGGAGAAAGAGAAAGAGUCAGGUUGCUGAGCGGGUCACUGUGCAGAAGACAUGAUGCUCUUCCUACAAAUGAACACUCUUAACAACAAAACUGAUUUAACUGCUAAUGUAACACAAUGUUUUAGUUCUGUUUUCAGUUUGAGGGUCACUUCAUAUUUUCUACACUGUCAGUGGUAGUAUGUGUUAAUGUUUGUGUGUUCAUGUAAUUGGUUGCAUAUUAUUUUUUCAUUAAAAUGUGUUUUUACAGGAUUUUUUGCGUGUUUGCCAUAAGAAUGGUGAAAACAGACUUCAGAACAUGUAGUGAGGCUUUGAAAUGAGUUCAAAAUAUAAACACAUGUAUGUGAUAUUUAUUUUAUGGGUGCUUGCUGAGUCUUUUGAAAUGUCUUUUUGUCAGACUUUUAAUACUUGAUGUUUAGCAGCAGUCUUUGAAAUGCAUAGAUGAUCCUGUUAAUGAUCAGCAUCGUAGUCAGCAAUUAGUUGUGAUUCUUAGUACAUCUCUUACAAUGUGUUUUAUAUCUAUGUAGCAAAGGUCUUUUAUGUGUGUGCUAA
Messenger RNA from Lates calcarifer (barramundi perch), 1604 nucleotides. RefSeq names its product macrophage mannose receptor 1. The transcript has 6 exons. The record is from RefSeq and is a predicted model, not a curated record. Bases 114 to 1085 code for a protein of 323 amino acids. NCBI's taxonomy places the organism in Eukaryota, Metazoa, Chordata, Actinopteri, Centropomidae.